Messenger RNA from Wasmannia auropunctata (little fire ant), 1705 nucleotides. RefSeq names its product nuclear pore complex protein DDB_G0274915 homolog. Lineage: Eukaryota; Metazoa; Arthropoda; Insecta; Hymenoptera; Formicidae. The transcript is spliced from 5 exons. The coding region runs from base 187 to 1686 and encodes 499 amino acids. The record is from RefSeq and is a predicted model, not a curated record. Gene Ontology annotation, molecular function: protein tyrosine phosphatase activity.
UAUAAGAUGAUCGCGGCACCAGCUGAGUCAGUCAUUCUUUCGCAGUCUGCGACAACAUCAGGAUCAUUCGGUCUUUACGCGAUUACAGUGGUGACAUAUAAAUAAUUAGCAAUAAUAUACAUAAGCAUUACGAUUUCUCGGUUUUUCCGCGUUGACUUGCUUCACCGACUAGAUACAAUUAGAAAGAUGGAUAGCAAGAUCUUCGCGCUGGUUGCCCUCGUUGCUGUUCUAGGAUCCUUUACGGAGGCUCGAUCCGCCUUUGGUUAUCCUUAUGGAAACGGAGGACUACGCGUCGAUAGACCACCGGCCCGUUUUGCCGCAAUGUCCAGGUUGAAGCGAGAAAUCGAUGAUUCGAAUGGUGAGAGCACCACCAAACCCACUACUACUCAAGAAACUACAACGACCUCCUCGACAACAGAACCCACAACCACACCAUCAUCCACCACACCAUCAUCGACCACACCGUCAUCGACCACACCAUCAUCAACCACACCAUCAUCAACUACACCUCCAACGUCGCCUACAACCCCGACUACCGAACCAACCACAGAGGCGACGUCUCCCACAACCACUCCAACUUCCACCUCCGCCAGUACUACUCCUGUCACUACUCCAACAACUCCGUCCACUACGCCAACGACUAGCACAACUCCAGAAAGUACGACGAAGAGCGACAUUCAGUCACGCUCGAAUAACGAUGAACCCGAACCUGAAGACUCCACUAAGAAACCUGAACCAUCGUCUAAGGACGACAAAGCGCCAACUCCUGGACCGUACUUUGGCGCUCCUGGAUUCGGACCCGGAUUUGGACCUGGAUUCGGAUCUGGUUUUGGCGGUUAUGGUUCAGGUUUCGAUCCCUAUUUCGGUUAUCCCGGAUUAAACAAUGCACCACCUUAUAACCCGAAUUAUGCAUGGACCGGUACAAACAACGGGCCAGGAUUCGCGUCUGCAGGCGCGUCCGCCGGAAGUUUUGGAUAUCCGACGUAUCCGACGUAUCCGACAUAUCCGACAUAUCCGACAAUGGGAUAUCCAACAAUGGCAUAUCCAACAAUGGGCUAUCCGACGAUGGAAUCAUUUCCUACGAUGGCCUCACCGAUGGGAUCACCGUCUCUCGAUAAUCGAGGAGGAUUUCAGGAUAACUCACCGAACCAGGAUAAUUCACUAAAGGAUAACUCGCCUCAGAAGGGAUACAAUUUCGGCGGAGAUCCGUUGUAUAAUGCAGGACCCGGAUUCUUUUAUCCAGGACAAUUUCCCAAUUUUAAUGAUCCCUCACUUGAUAUGUUCAAACAAAUUCAAGCGCAGAUCGAGGCGCAACAUCAGGCCAACAUGGAUUUCCACAAUCGUUUGGCCAGCGAAGCCGCUAAAUACGGUGGCGGAAAUUACGGUGGCGGGAAUUACGGCGGCGACGGGAAUUACGGCAGUGGCGUACCGCAGGUUGCGAGCGCCAGCAUUGGCUUAGGUCCAUACGGUGGUUACCAGAGUGGCCAAAUCAAUCCUGCUGCUCCAGGAAUAGAAUCCAGAUUUGCUGAUGAUCUUCCCGCGCCAUCGGGUAACAGCUACGGAGUAUUUGCUAGUUCUAGCUCCUCCAGCGUGACCGGUCCGGAUGGCAAGCCGAUUAAUCAUAAGUCUUCGAUUACUGGCGUUAAUGACAACGGAAGAGUUUCUUUCCGCACUGUGCAUGAUUAAUUAAAUUAAUCGCUCAUAA